UCCUCUCUGGCAUUAGUUUUCAGAUCUUACAGUGUGGAGUAUGGACUGGACGCUGCUUAUCCUUCUGGUUGUUCCGACCGUGGUCCAUGGGAACCCGACAGUGACUGUCAGAACUGGGUCAGGACCACCAGUGGGGUCUGAUCAACACCCAAACAGUGUUCCUCUGAGCGAGGACACACAGACAACUACAGAGGUGAGGGAGGUGGUGGUGGAGGAAGUGAUGACGACUGGCGUGCUGAACCCAAGUCACUACCCUGCCCGCCGGGCAGCCACGGUGGUCCAACACUACCUGAACACCCGCUACGGCUCACCCUACAGGUGGAUAUUUCUCAGCAAAGUACACAGCGGCAGCGCAGAGGAUGUGGCAGAGAUGAGGAAGUAUCAACUGGAGCUUACCAUGCAGGAAACUAUCAGUAACGUUUCGGGGCAGUGCUCUGCAGAGCUCCUCUUUCCAGGGGGAGAGGGACAGAGUGCUCCCCAGGUCCAGGCCUCGUGUGAGGGAUUGCUUCAAAGCAACACCACGGCUCAGGAAGAGGCCUUCUACCAGCAACAUAGAGCCAGCAAUAACAUGGUGUCAGGAACCGAUAUACCAGACAGCUACGGUCACAUGGAGCCCAGCAUGAAGCCCUUCUGGCACCUUGGGGGUGUGGCCUCUAGUUUCAUCAUGCUGAGGGAGUCCAAUGAGAGCACGCUUUACAACAUGGCCCAGGUGGCCAACUUCACACAGCUGGAGACUGAGAAGGACCAGCUGAGGUUCAACUACCAUGUCCUGCUGCAUGAAAUGAUUUCCCAGGAGAUCAUCCACUGGAAGCUGCUAGUCACCUGGUCCCCAGAACAGGGUGUUAAAGUCCUGCAGAGUGAGCUGCAGCCAAAGUGCCACGACUGUGAGGCUCCUCCAAACACCACCAACUGAGAUACACACACGGCAAAAUACUCCUCAGCCUUAUUCAAGUGCUGCAAAGAAAAGUAUAGCACAUCUUUCUUAGGACUUGAAUGAAGGGUAAAAGCCACUUUCUACCUGCUUUGAAAAGCUGUUUUACACAUCAUACUUGUCUUAGCUUUAGUAAUGUUUACCUUCACCACUACUGCUUCAGAGGAGAGGAUAGGGCACACGUGCGCAGUGCGAAUGCACUGCUUUUACGGUGUCAGCUUGUAAGACUCUUGGUAAGAUUUACAAACAUGUUAUAAGCUUUUUCUGUUAAUAUACUCUAUUGAUGAAGUGAAGGGGUCCAAUAAAGCCAGGGCCGGCCCUCCCAUUAGGAAAGAUUAGGCCGCCUCCUAUGGCGGCACUUGAAUUUGAGGCGACAUUUUGACAAUGAUUGGCUACUACACCGCCCGCGGCACCCCGGCCAUCAGUUCAUAGUGUUGCUGCAGUUCCCGCCCUCCGGCGCCUCUGAUUAGCUACUACACCACCCGCAGCACCCCGGCCAUCAGUUCAUARYGUUGCUGCAGUUCCCGCCGUCCGGCGCCUCUGAUUGGCUACUACACCGCCCGCGGCACCCCRGCCAYCAGCUCAUAGYRUUGCUGCAGUUCCCGCCCCCACCCCAUUCCCGCUUCUCCCSAAGUUCACUCCCACUAUCCUUGGUAGCUAUGGUGAUGUGUGUGUUUAUAUGGGAUUAUCCAAUUGUGAAACAUUAAUAAAAAUUAAUCUGCCAAAUAAA
Messenger RNA from Salvelinus sp. IW2-2015, 1661 nucleotides. RefSeq names its product latexin (gene lxn). Lineage: Eukaryota; Metazoa; Chordata; Actinopteri; Salmoniformes; Salmonidae. The record is from RefSeq and is a predicted model, not a curated record. Gene Ontology annotation, molecular function: metalloendopeptidase inhibitor activity.